Molecule: messenger RNA, 1318 nt
Organism: Gamsiella multidivaricata
Lineage: Eukaryota; Fungi; Mortierellomycota; Mortierellomycetes; Mortierellales; Mortierellaceae
Exons: 5
Coding region: 1-1173 (390 amino acids)
Source: RefSeq, a predicted model, not a curated record
AUGGCCCUCUUCUACAAGUCUUCCCGCCCUGCCGCAACUGCCUUUGACUCCACGGCUAGAUCCAAAUCGAUCGAUAGCUCUCGCGCAAAGUCCACUCGUCCCUCCCUGAUGGAGCCGACUGGACCCAUGGAUGCACUCCUGCCCACAAUGGCCUCUCUGGGUCAAGUCUCGGUCCAGAUGAUGGAACAGAGCGUUAUUGCUGCAGCACUUGACUCCUGUGAGCAUCGAUUUCCCUCAUCUGCACCUCAGGUUAUACCAGGAAUCUUCAGAAACCUUGAGACCCUGGAACUUCAGUCCGAUCGCACCUAUAGAUUUGCGAUUCAUACCUUGAACGACGCCAUGUGGACCUUUGCGAGCACGCUCAGAACUGUCAAGCUCAUGGUGGACCAAUCCUACAGGUACUGCAGUGAUCCAUCCAGCAUGGAAAAAUCCCGCAAAGCACUACAGCUCAAGGAUAACCUCUGGACCAACUCGGUUGGUGAAUGGUCCGUGCCACUUUCGCGUCUAACGCAUUUAGAGCUGGAUCUUGUCCGCAUAGCCGGCAUCGGGAUCGGAUCGUUCAGGCAGUGUCCCAACCUUGAGCUGGAACUGAGUGAUACGGCGGCCAUGAGAUUCGAUUUCGAAUCGUUGGAGGAAAUGGACAGACUGGAGACGUUGGUGUUGAGCAUGAGUGCGGAGGCGUCGCAGUUGCAUAGUUUGCAGGCACACAAGGAGCAUCAGAAGCGUUCAUUGCAGGAGAAACGACUGGGUGAGACUGCACAAUGGAUCACACGUAGCCCGACUUUGGAUGUGAAUUCUGAGACUGAUUGGGACGACGAGACUAUUGAUGAGGAUGGCCACGAGGAGGCGGACCAUACGCCUUUCUGGAGAACCGAUCAGCAAUUGACGUUGAGCGGGUACAGCUCAUUAAGAGCGACCAUGAAGGCGGAGGAAAUUAACGAAGCUUAUGCAAAGGCGCAAGCGAAGGCAGCAGGGGGUGGCAACAUAAAAAAAGGGCGUGAACCGAAGAGUAAGUGUCCGGCUUCAGGCUCAGCGGCGGCUACAGAUGGAAAGUAUAAGCGCUUGAUGUCUGGAGAGAGUUUGAUGUCCAUUUGCGCGAACUACACGGUUAGCAGACAGGAGAAGCAGGCGCUUGGGCUGAUGGUGGUCGACCUCAAGAACGUGCAAGCGUAGAGGAACUUGGGGAUGAGAGUUUGCGGGCUGAUGAAUCGGCAUUUGGUACGAUCUCAGGAUCGAGACGUGUUUCUGAAGAAGUACUAGACAGAAGGAGGUUAUGAAGAAUAGAAUACUUUCUCCAUAAAAAAAAAAGAGAAAAGGA